Molecule: messenger RNA, 6681 nt
Organism: Canis lupus familiaris (dog)
Lineage: Eukaryota; Metazoa; Chordata; Mammalia; Carnivora; Canidae
Gene: CBFA2T2
Product: CBFA2/RUNX1 partner transcriptional co-repressor 2
Exons: 12
Coding region: 337-2064 (575 amino acids)
Biological process (GO): DNA-templated transcription; negative regulation of DNA-templated transcription
Cellular component (GO): nucleus
Molecular function (GO): transcription corepressor activity
Source: RefSeq, a predicted model, not a curated record
CGGGGCUUCAGGUCCCGCGGCGGCGCCCGUGAGGAACCCGGGCCGCGGGUGGAAGCGGGAGCCGCGCGGUGGAGGCGCUUGGCGAUGGUGGGCGUCCCUGGAGCGGCCGCCUUCCAGCAGAGAGAGAGUGAGAGGCAGAGACACAGGCAGAAGGAGAAGCAGGCUCCAUGCAGAGAACCCGAUGUGGGACUUGAUCCCGGAACUCCAGGACCAUGCCCUGGGCCGAAGGCAGGCACUAAACAGCUGAGCAACCCAGGGAUCCCUGAAGAUGGAUUUGAAGGGGCAAGACAGGAAGCAGCAACAUAAUUAGUUGGUCCUGAGAAAAGAGUGCCAGCAAUGCCUGGGUCGCCUGUGGAAGUGAAGAUACAGUCAAGAUCCUCACCUCCUACCAUGCCACCCCUGCCACCAAUAAAUCCUGGAGGACCCAGGCCAGUGUCAUUUACUCCUACAGCAUUAAGCAAUGGCAUCAACCAUUCUCCUCCUACCCUGAAUGGUGCCCCAUCACCGCCACAGAGAUUCAGCAAUGGUCCUGCCUCUUCCACAUCAUCUGCACUAACAAAUCAACAAUUGCCAGCCACUUGUGGUGCUCGGCAGCUCAGCAAAUUGAAACGCUUCCUUACCACUCUGCAACAGUUCGGCAAUGACAUCUCACCUGAGAUUGGGGAGAAGGUGCGGACUCUUGUUCUAGCACUGGUGAACUCAACAGUAACAAUUGAAGAAUUCCAUUGCAAGCUUCAAGAGGCUACAAACUUUCCUCUUCGUCCUUUUGUGAUUCCAUUCCUCAAGGCCAAUCUGCCCCUGCUGCAGCGGGAACUGCUGCACUGCGCUCGAGCCGCCAAGCAGACCCCAUCCCAGUACCUGGCUCAGCACGAACACCUUCUGCUCAACACAAGUAUUGCAUCGCCUGCUGACUCUUCAGAGCUGCUCAUAGAAGUUCAUGGAAAUGGAAAGAGGCCCAGUCCAGAGAGAAGGGAAGAGAACAGUUUUGAAAGAGAUACAAUUCCUCCUGAGCCUCCCGCCAAGAGAGUGUGCACCAUCAGCCCUGCUCCCCGACAUAGUCCUGCCCUCACUGUACCCCUCAUGAAUCCUGGGGGCCAGUUCCAUCCUACUCCUCCACCUCUUCAACACUACACCUUAGAAGAUAUUGCAACUUCACAUCUGUAUCGUGAACCCAACAAGAUGCUAGAACAUCGUGAAGUUCGUGAUAGACACCACAAUCUUAGUCUUAAUGGAGGCUAUCAAGAUGAGUUGGUAGACCACCGGUUGACCGAAAGGGAGUGGGCAGAUGAAUGGAAACAUCUUGAUCAUGCUCUGAAUUGCAUUAUGGAAAUGGUAGAGAAGACAAGGCGCUCCAUGGCGGUUCUGCGGCGCUGUCAGGAAUCUGAUCGUGAAGAACUCAACUACUGGAAAAGAAGAUGUAACGAAAACACAGAGAUGAGGAAGACAGGGAGUGAUUUGGUCUCCAGGCAGCACAGUCCCGGGAGUGCAGAUUCUCUCAGCAAUGAUACACAGCGAGAAUUCAGCAGUAGGCCAGGAACAGGAUAUGUACCUGUGGAGUUUUGGAAAAAAACUGAAGAAGCUGUGAAUAAGGUGAAAAUUCAGGCCAUGUCAGAAGUACAGAAAGCUGUUGCUGAGGCAGAGCAAAAAGCCUUCGAAGUGAUUGCAACAGAGAGAGCUCGGAUGGAGCAAACUAUAGCAGACGUCAAACGGCAGGCGGCAGAGGAUGCCUUCCUCGUCAUAAAUGAGCAAGAAGAGUCAACAGAGAACUGCUGGAACUGUGGCCGUAAAGCCAGUGAGACCUGCAGUGGCUGCAAUAUUGCACGAUACUGUGGGUCUUUCUGCCAGCACAAGGACUGGGAGCGGCACCACCGCCUUUGUGGCCAGAACCUGCAUGGCCAGAGUCCCCAUAGCCAGAGCCGGCCACUGCUUCCUGGAGGGAGGGGCUCCUCAGCCAGGUCCACCGACUGCAGUGUGCCAAGCCCGGCUCUGGACAAGACCUCCGCAACCACCUCACGCUCCUCAACACCCGCCUCUGUGACAGCCAUUGACACCAACGGACUCUGAGCCCCAGACUCCCUUCUUCUGAUGACCUCACAGCCCCACAAAACAUGGCACAGGGGGUCUGGCUGUUUGAACCAGUGCAAUUAGAUGUUGGGUCAUUGGCAAAAAAGUGAAGUGGAGACAGGAAGAGUGCAAGCCCAGCAAACACUGCUCCACAGCCUCUUCAGACACUUGCCCCAGUUUCCUGUCUGUGUUCUUGGGGGAGCCAGUGUGCCAUUCUCUCUGCACAUGGGCAGCUGGCCAGAGCUGCCACCUCCCUCCUGGGCUUCCGGGUUUGUUCCUAUCCCAGCUGAAAUUGGCAUGGCCGGCCCCUUUUCAGUGUAGACCACCAGCUCCCAUCCCUGCCUCUUAAGGCAGCAGACUGUUAGAGGUGCCCCACUAGGCUGGAGGUAGUUCGCCCCAUGCACUGCCUCCUACUACACCAUCCUGCAGCAGAGGCCUGGAGACUGACAGCAGGCUGCAGAGGAGAUCCCCUCUGCCAGGGUGGCCUCUUUUGCCCCAGAACAGCAACUUUACCUUCAUUUCUACCCUUCACAGAUGCCGCUGAUGAGCCCCGCCAGGACUUUGGGCAGGCAAAAGCAGCACUCAGGACUCUCCUCGACCCUGCUGUUCAGACUUGUUAAGAUUAUCAGAAAUCACAGGAAAGAAGUCACUGUUUCACUAAAAGCACCCAUAAUAAUGAAAAUACAAAUAAAACUUCCUCCAAGCAUCACAGAUCAUUUUGGACAAGAUUUUCCAACCUGGCUUGCUACUUUAGUUUGGACCCAUUUUUUUCUCUUACUUGAUUUUGCUUAUGCAGAAAAUAGUUUCCAGCGCAUGGAUUGGUCUGCAGGAGAAUGAGACUCAAUUGUGGAUAGUCUGUUCUCUCUGAGCAUGUUGGCCAAACUAGUAUCGUCAAAUCAUUGAAUGGAUGAUCUAUUGGAAAUGCAGAACCUUUUGUCACCGCUUGGCUGUUUGCACAGUCUUCUUGUUCUGUGUCCCUUUUAUUUCAGACCACGCAUGUCCAGAUCACCGUGCGGAUUUUCUUCUCGUGGUCUGUGUUUGGCCCCUUUUGAUAUGAUUGUCCCAUAGGAUGUGAUGUGUUGUGGCUAGGACUUGCCUCAGCAGUCAAGACCUGGUCACAUCUCAGCAGCCUUCCUGGACCUGAAAGAAUUCUUCAAACCUUGUCCAUAAUACAUAUUACAUCAAUUUAUUAUCAGGCAUACAAUCUCGGUUUCCCUUAUGUUAUCUAUUUGAUAGCUUCCCCUUGAGCUAAGAAAUGUUCCAUGAAAUAUGACAGCCAUUUUGAGAGAGGCUUACCAAUUUUUCUUCCCAUCAUCAGGGAGUUUUCCAGAUGUGUUUACCUGGCUUUCCAAAGUUGACAUCACCUAUACCCCUUCUACAAUGUUAGGAACAACUGCAGCAUAUAUUCUUCCCCACCAUUUGUGUUUUGUUUGGAGCCCAAUGACCCUGACCUUCUCUCCGUCCACCUCCAAGCCUCCAGCACCCUCUUGACUCAAGCAAUCAGUUGGGGUGAUUUGGUUGGCUCUGCUCUGGCUGGCCCAUGAAAGACCAGCUUUAGAUGGCUAUCUUCUGUGUGCUGGCCAGAGUAAAAUAAAAGCUCUCAGUCUCAUCAAGGAAAAAGAAUCAGUAUAGUAGCAUUGCCCUCACAUACAAGUGUAGCUUUCUAUGAGAACUUUCAAGUCCCUAAUUUACUUUACCUAAAGAUUGUCUAUCUUACAAAGAAACUCAGUGCAAGGCACCUUUAAAAUACCUAGAUUUCCAUUGCAUAACGUAAGGCAUAUCCAGAGAAUGAAUAACAGAAUAAUGUUAACUUUAUUGUGGAAUUCCUUAAACUGCAGCAACUGGUGGUACAUCCUGACUUCAACAGAAAUGAAAUUAGGACCCUAGGCAGGACUUGCCUACAUUGCCACUUGGAAAAAAAAAAGGGGGGGGGAUAUCUCAUGAGAAGGUGAUGGAGCAGAGGAAGAGGUUAUCUCGUGGCACCUGUUGGGUCUGACCUCAGUUCGUGGUCAUUUCGUUGGCAAGAUGAACACCUGGGGAAGUUUUCAGUGGCCACCAGACUAGCCAGAGUAGCCCAGGUUUUUCCUGGGAAUCUUUCUUGAAAUCAAGAGCCCAAACCAACAAAUACUAUUCAUCAGACUCCAUGUUAAUUUCUGUAGCUAAGGUUUCAUUUUGUUAUACAGGUCCUAUCUGACGGUUGUGGGCUCUGGUUCUCAACAACAGCUAAGUUUGCAGAGUUAUUGUGAUGCUGUUCUAGACUGUUUUGUUCAUGUGCUGCCCAGAGGCCAGGCUGAAAAUCUGGGUAGUACUCUACACUCUAGUUCAGUUCUCAGACCACUUGCUUUUAAUUUUGGUCACUUUCACAUCUAGGUUGCUAGGAUAUCUGUUCAAGACUUCCUAUUUAGAUGUAAAGAAUCCCUUUCUUCAUCAUCCUUAUCUGAAAUUUUCCUGCUCUUUGGCACUGUCUUGGGGUGGGGGGAGAGGGGUUGAAGGGGCCAGGGUGAGUCCAGCUUUCCCACUUGGUUUCUACUGUCUGCUCACCAUCCCAGAUACAAGUUUGGAGUACAAGUUCAGGCUUCUCACUUCCAUGUAAUUAGACUCAAAUCAUCUUUAUAUAAUCAGGCUGCUUAGAGGACCAACCUUGAUAGUUACUAUUUGGGGGGACAAAAAAGACCAAGGGGAUCAGAGUCGUGGUAAGUGGUGGUAUUGAAGGUCAUGUCAGGGCAGUUCCAGGCUCUUCGAUACUAGUGUGGAAAUGUACAGCAAAUGCAACACAUGCCUGCCCACCAGCAGAGCACAUCUGGAGGAUGGGGCCAGUGUUCAGCAUCAACCACUGAGGGUCACUGAUGGAUAUGAGACUUUGUUGUCCUCUACAUGCGAGGAAUGAUUGCAGAACCCAGAGAAGGCCAAGUGGCCAAACUGGGAGCCAUCUUUAAAUGUUCUGAUUGAUGCUUAAGGGCUGGAUCUUCAUUACCUCAGUCCUCUGGGUCCCUGCCACCUGUAUCACGCCUGACUCCAUUUGGUGGGGCAAAUGGUCUUGGGAAGAAGUUGGUUAAUUAUACCUGCUCAGGAAUAGGGAGCCCACCCUAGGAGUUGUGAGCAUGAGUGGGGCUUCGACUUUGGAGGGUCUCUGCAGCUCCAGGGGUGGGCCUCAAGCAGAUGUGCUCAGGCACAGUCAUGUGACCCUGAGGUUACAGAGCAAGUGGAUCUUGGACACUGCUGAGUCAUACUUAUACUAGUGGAUAUAAGUCUAGAGGCCAGACACAUCUACCUAGCACAGAUCGGUGUGGUGUUGACUGCAGUAUGGACAUCAUUUGCUUAUCUGGGCCUGUUAGUCUACCAGGAGCUCCUCACUUGGUGUCAGCAUGAGCAUCUUCAGCUUCUAGCCAGAAAAUCUACACUUUACUCUGUAUGCAUUGUUCCAAAGUCAGAUUGAUCCCCAGGGCUGUCACCUGCUUACAAAGGGUGUAGACCUUGUUCUGGGUAGUUCCAGAUGAUAUUUCAGCAAGUGGAGUUGAAGGUUCAGCAACACUUUGGAAUUGUAUGGUAGGGAGUUCUUCAGAAUGAAAGCAUAAUGACCAGGUAGCCAUUUGUCCUGGAAACUAUAGAGGGAUUAUGGAUUGAAUAUAUCAUUGAAAAUAGAAUACAUUUUCGAAGCUUUUGUCAGAACUGGUGUCAGAACCAGGUCAGUAGACCAAGCCAACAUAGAUUUGGGGGUGGGUGGCGUUUGGUUUGGUUUUGGGGGGGUUUGUCUUUUGUUUGGGAUUUUUUUUUUUUUUUUAGCUCUUUGCAGAGAAUUGGGUGGUGGCAUGUUUGAACCAAAUGUAAGAAAAGCCAGAGGGAUCUGGACUGUUCCAGCAUGGGCCAGUUUGUCCGGGGUGAUAGCGGGCUGGGCGAGCUGCUGAAUAGGGCCCUUCAGCUCUGAGUGUCUAGUUCUUAUGAAACCAAAACGUUGACUACCUGCCUCUUUGCCCACGUGUGUUGACAUGCUCAUUUCCAAAGAUGAUGGUGCAGGUGACCUUUUCCAUCUUGAGCCAGGAGAAGGUUAGGAGGCCUGAGGGUGGACCUUAUGUCCCCCUUGCCCUCCACAACCCCAGACAUGGCACUUCCCCUGCAGACCCCAUCUGGUCAGGCCCACAACUGCCCAGUGUACACUCAUUCAUGCUUAUACCAAAUAGGGCAUGUGCGGCUGGCAGCUGGCAAAGACAGCCCCAUCCCUGCAUUGGAGUUGGCAGAGAGAAGCAGCAAUAAGCAUUAGGUGAAUGAUUGAAAGUGCUGUUUGGCUCAGCAGCCUUCAGUCCACUUUCACGGCUUUCCAAGUUCCUGAUGAGGCUACAAAAGCUCCAUCCAUAAAAGAAAGCCAAUAAUGUAAAUAAAUAGAAAACUAUGCCUCCGAGUGUGGUUUUAAGGGGGGGUAUGAUGAAUGUGAAAGCACCCACAGGAUGCGGUAGUCUGGUUUCUCUGUGCUUUGUCAUUUUACUCAGAUAGGAAUUUUUGUUACUUAACUCUGUGCAUAACUUAUUUAAUGUACUGUAUAAAUGAACCAAAACUGUUAAAUAUGUAUUUAGUUUGUUCUACCUAAAAGUAGUCAAUAAAAAGGCUAUAUUCCUUUUCUGA